Messenger RNA from Cololabis saira (Pacific saury), 3031 nucleotides. RefSeq names its product splicing factor proline/glutamine-rich (gene sfpq). Gene Ontology annotation, biological process: regulation of DNA-templated transcription. Gene Ontology annotation, cellular component: nucleus. Bases 142 to 2406 code for a protein of 754 amino acids. Gene Ontology annotation, molecular function: RNA binding. The transcript is spliced from 10 exons. The record is from RefSeq and is a predicted model, not a curated record. Lineage: Eukaryota; Metazoa; Chordata; Actinopteri; Beloniformes; Belonidae.
GAAAGGCUCGCUCAUCCACAGCAGACGCCGGUCGCCAUUUUAAGGACUUGCGAAAAAAGCCGUGAAAAAGCGGCUCCUACGCAGCAAACGUCGAAGAUUUUCGUUUUUUUGAUUAAUAUAGUCGCCUAGAUUUACGAAUCAAUGUCUCGAUUCAACAAUAACCGCGGCGGAUUCGGGAUGAACAGCUUCCAGCCGCGCAGAGGCGGCGGGCCCAUCGGCCCCAUGCGCGGCGGCUUGAUGAUGGGGAACCAGUUCCGGAGCCAUCCCUUCCAGAACCAGAACCAGAACCGGAGGGGAGGGCAUAAUAACCACAAUAACAUCAACAAGGGACCGCAAAACACCCCGCAGAAGCAGAUCCAGCCGACCCCGGCCGUGCCCGCGCCGACGCCCGGCCCGGCCCUCACCAUGAAGGGGCCGGUGCAGGAGCAGCCCAAGCCGGCCCAGGACCAGGCGAAACCGACCCCCCCCGCGGCCGUGGCCAAGACCCAGACCCCCCCUCCCAAACCCAGCCCGACCCCCCCUCAGCCCACCCAGCAGAACCAGAACCAGCAGGUUAAACCACCGGUGGGGAAUGGAAAAGAGAGUCCGAAACCAGCUCCAGCUCCACAGCAGGGGCAGAAACCAGGACCAGGACCCCCCCAGCAGAGUCCAAGAUCAGGACCCGGACCCCAGCAGAGUCCCAGACCAGGACCCCCUCAGCAGAGUCCGAAACCUGCCCCCCAGCAGACCCAGAACCAGAAACCUGGACCCCAACAGGGGCAGAAACCUCCCCCCCAGCAGAGCCCAAAACCAGCUCCAAGUCCACAACAGGGGCAGAGACCUGGACCCCCCCAACAGAGCCCCAGACCUGGACCCCCUCAACAAAGUCCAAGACCAGGACCCCCCCAGCAAAGUCCCAGACCUGGACCCCCUCAACAGAAUCCCAGACCAGGCCCCCCCCAGCAGAGCCCCAAGCCAGGCCCCCACCAGGGCCAAAGACCAGGCCCCCAGCAGCAGCAGAACCAGAACCAGAGGCCCGGGUUCCACCAGGGGCCCAGACCCGGCCCCCAGCCCGGACCCAGAGCAGCCCCGCCGCCGGCCCAGAAGAUGGAGCCACGUGGUGCCAAAGAAACCCCCAGUUUCAGCGGCGCAGCCGACCCAGAGGGGAGCCAGGAGAAGGCAUUCAAGGCAAGCCUGUCCAUGCUACUGAAGCCCGGUGAGAAGACGUACACACAAAGAUGCCGUCUCUUUGUUGGCAAUCUGCCAAAUGACAUCAACGAGGACGACUUCAGGAGGAUGUUUUCAAAAUAUGGAGAGCCCUCCGAGGUUUUCAUCAACAAGGGCAAAGGAUUUGGUUUCAUCCGACUGGAAUCUCGAGCGCUGGCCGAAAUAGCCAAAGCAGAGUUGGACGACACUCCGAUGAGGAACAGACCCCUGCGCGUUAGAUUUGCAACACAUUCUGCAGCCCUUUCUGUGAAGAACCUGUCUCCAUUUGUUUCCAAUGAGCUCCUAGAAGAAGCUUUCUCUCAGUUUGGAAUGGUUGAAAGGGCCAUUGUUGUUGUGGAUGAUCGUGGACGCUCCUCGAGCAGGGGCAUUGUGGAGUUUGCCUCCAGGGCAGCAGCCAGAAAGGCCCUGGAUCGGUGCAAUGAGGGCGUCUUCCUCCUCACUGUGUCACCCCGUCCUGUUGUCGUCGAGCCCCUCGACCAGUAUGACUCUGAGGAUGGUCUCCCAGAGAAAUUGGCACAGAAGAACCCCAGAUAUCAAGCUGAGCGUGAUCAACCACCUCGCUUUGCUCGUCCUGGCACGUUUGAAUUUGAGUAUUCUAAACGCUGGAAAUCCCUUGAUGAGAUGGAGAAGCAGCAGAGGCAGCAGGUGGAGAAGAACAUGCGCGAGGCCCGCGAAAAGCUCGAGAGCGAGAUGGAGGAUGCUUAUCAUGAGCACCAGGCUAAUAUGCUCCGGCAGGAACUACUGAGACGACAGGAGGAACUGAGGCGCAUGGAAGAAAUACACAGCCAAGAGAUGCAAAAGAGGAAGGAAAUGCAGCUCAGACAAGAAGAAGAGCGGCGCAGACGCGAAGAGGAGCUGCUUCGUAAGAGGGAGAUGGAGGAACAGAUACGUCGCCAGCGCGAGGAGAACUACAGGAUGGGCAACUUCAUGGAUAGGGACAUGGAAAUGAGAAUGCAUACCAGUGCAGCUUUGGGAGUGAAUGAAAUGGCCUUCGGUGGGUCCGGCCAGAAGUUCCCAAUGAAUGCUCUCGGCUUUGAAGGUCAACAGGGAAUGGGAUCAUCUUCCGCAGGCUUGAUGGCCAACGAAAUGCGCAAUGAGCGCUUUGGCCAGGGUGGUCAAAGGGGAAUGGUCCCUGGUGCCGCUGGUUACGGCAGGGUCCGUGAAGAGUUUGAUGGCCCGGUUAAGAAAGCCCGUUUUUAAACGCUGCUCUGGGGGGGAUUCCAGCAGCCUUUGUAUAGAUACUUCAAGACAAACAUGCUGAGUCGUAUUUCUUGUAUUUAAGUUUAAAAUGUUGCAACAUUUUUAGUCAGGCAAUUUACUCAUUUUAUUUUUAUUAAGUAAUUUCUUCUUUCUUUUUUAAAUUUUGUAUUGUCAGUAGUGUGGUAAUAGACAUCACUCUGGUGUAAUCCAGUUCUUCUUUCUGACAAUGUAUCAUUUUCGUUUCUAGUUGUAUUCUGCCUUUUGUGAGUCGUCGUGAAGUGAUUACUGUAACUUUUCUGAACCUAUUAUGGCUGUGUUUUGUGCCAUACAUUUGGAGUUAAAGCAUGUAUUAUAAUAAAGACACAUUGGUUCCAUCAGGACAGACCGUUUUAACAUUUAUUCCGUUGAAUUAAAAAAAAAAAACAAAUCAACUAAAUCCUUACAAAGGGUUUGCAUAAAUGAAAUAACACGAAUAAGUCUGCUAUAACAAGUAUUUCUUUGUGUUAUCUCUGCAUCAGUUCUGGCCUCCAUAGUUAAGCUAACUGAAUCACAUAAAGUGAAAUCACAAUUCGCGGGUCACUUGAAACAAACGUCAGUUAACCCUUAAUCUAUUCAUCUUUUUUUU